AUGCCGUUCAACCUAGACGACUGGUUGGCAAGCGAGGAGGCUGGAAAGUGGGGUGCCCUGCCUCGUCAUACGCAUCUCCUCAAAGCUCUAUUUGAACAAGGAAUGAGCCCGAAAGCUGCUGCAGAGCUCUUCUUGGAGGACAUAUCGGGAAGACCAAAUCAAUCAGACACUGCAUGGCGACUUUGGAAUCUCAUUUUUCAUGCGGCUGCUUCGAUUCCUGACGACAUGGAUAAGAUCAUCCAGCUUAUUUUGGCCACUCGUAAACUUCCAGCUGGCUCGAGCAAUGGAAAACCACUUACAUCCAAUCUUUGGCCUGACUGGCGUGACGCUUACGGUUUCUACCAAACUUGGAGAACACUGGAUAGCGCAAAAGCGACUUANUCUCCCGAUGACUUGACUGGCGGACAAAGAUGGAUCAACUUUACGUCUUUCUCAGCCAAGUUGGUGCAGCAAGGCGAUGACCAGACCACCAAGGAAGUCGGUGUAUAUGGCUUCUUCGAUGUCCGAAAUGCACUAGAAACGACGCUUGAGGGCCAUACCAAGAGUCUUCAUCGCACAUCCGUAAUCACGAACGAGGAGUCGCUCAGUGAUGACAUCGAAGCUGCAGCGCAAUGGGUGAUCUAUGCGGGCAAAACAUUGCAUGACACGACUAAUGAGUUCUUCGGCGAGUACUGGACCAANGGUUUUGCGGCGGAAACAGAGCUUUGGAAGGGCAAAGCUGGUUUCUCACCAGAACGAUGGAAGUUUUGGUCCGAGCAGUUCUCAAUAAGGGUGGAGGAGACCUGGAUGAGUGACAGUGCUAAGAAGGCGGCGGAAGAAGCUUCAGCGGCCAUUCGGACAUUUUCAUGA
Messenger RNA from Aureobasidium musti, 849 nucleotides. The record is from the annotation of a GenBank genome assembly. NCBI's taxonomy places the organism in Eukaryota, Fungi, Ascomycota, Dothideomycetes, Dothideales, Saccotheciaceae.